UUUAGCAGCUGUAUUUCCUGCUCACUGUUUCCACUCGAAGCGAUGGCAGAAGUGAAAGCUUCCCUGUUUUAUGGAGUGAUAGCGGCCUUCCUCAGUUCAGCGGUGUUUGCAUUUGUUGAGGAUCUAGAUGACACAUUCAAAGACACCAGAGUGAGCGAUGUCUGGCUGGUGGAUUUCUAUGCACCGUGGUGUGGGUACUGUAAAAAACUGGAGCCGGUAUGGUAUGACGUGGGAGCUGAGCUGAAGAGCUCCGGGUCGCCGGUCCGCGUGGGAAAGAUGGACGCUACCGCUUACUCUGGAAUGGCAUCAGAGUUCGGUGUCCGUGGUUACCCCACAAUAAAACUGUUAAAGGGGGAUCUUGCCUACAAUUACAAAGGACCAAGGACAAAAGAUGACAUCGUGGAGUUCGCCAACAGGGUGGCGGGACCGGCCGUGCGGGCGCUUCCCAGCAGGCAGAUGUUUGAGCACAUGAUGAAGAGACACGAUGUGCUUUUCGUGUAUGUUGGUGGGGAAUCUCCCCUCAAAGAGAAGUACAACGACGUAGCCUCUGAGCUAAUCGUCUACACUUACUUCUUCUCAGCGUCAGAGGACGUCUUUCCAGAGUCUGUCACUUUGCCAGAGGUCCCUGCAGUCGUGGUCUUCAAGGACGGAGCCUACUUCAGCUACGAUGAGUACGAAGACGCCAGUUUGUCAUCGUGGGUGAACAAGGAGCGCUUCCAAGGAUACCUGCAGAUAGAUGGAUUUACACUCUACGAGCUCGGAGAAACAGGCAAAUUGGUGGCGAUUGGAGUCAUCGAUGAGAAGGACCCCACAGAGGAGAGUGGCAGAUUAAAGACCCUGAUUCAGAGGGUGGCCAAGGAAUACAGAGAACAUUUUAACAGAGACUUCCAGUUUGGCCACAUGGACGGGAACGACUACAUUAACAGCCUCAUUAUGGGCGAGGUGACGGUGCCCUCCGUUAUCAUCCUAAACACUUCCAACGAGCAGUACUUCCUUCCCGGCGAGCCAAUCGAGACCAUGGAGCAGCUGGUCCAAUUCAUCAACAGCGUUUUGAACGGUUCUGCACAGGCAUACGGAGGAGAUGGCAUCAUCCAGAGGAUCAAACGUGUGGCCUUUGAUGCUCGAUCCACCAUUAUGUCAGUGUUUCGCAGCUCUCCACUGCUCGGCUGCUUCCUCUUCGGCCUACCGCUGGGUGUAAUUAGCCUGAUGUGCUAUGGCAUCUGCACAGCCGAGUCGGAUGACGGGCCAGAUGACAUUGACGCGCUCAAGAGGGAGGGCCUGACGGACGAGGAGGAGGAAGAGGAGGAGGAGGAAGAGGAGGAGGAGGAGAGGCAACGCGCCGCUGAGCUGGAGGGCCCCGACGAGGAAGACGACGGCGGGGAGAAGGAUCCCGAGGAGAAGAAAACCGAUUAACACAGGGGGCUCCCCGCCGGAUACAGGAUGAUAGGCCUCGUCGAAUUCAGUGACAUGAAACUCGAAGACAUAUCAAUGUAUUACAGUUCUGCUUCUUUGUCUUUCAUAUCACUUCCCCUUAACGCCCCUCUAGCACAGACGACACACCCCCCCCCCCUUUGAGUUUUGUGUGUCAGUUUAUAAGGUCAGCUGCUUAGCAGAGCCAUCGAAUCACUUUUCAAAGACGAGAAGGGAUGGCUGUGAACCAAAAAUACAACUUAUUUAUUAUGAUUGGACAAACUAGUGGUUUUCUCCAUGUGAUAUGUUACCUUUUCUUUGUUUUGUUGUUUUUGUAACCACCUCAAUGCCCUUAUUAUCUUUGUUUUUUUGGUCAUAUUCCACAUUUUCUUUCAUUUACUGUUCAAUAUGAUAGCCUAGAAUAUUAGAAGCUGUAGAUAGUAGAUAUAUCUUGCCUUCAAACUGAAUUCAACUUAAAUACAGAGACAUUUUGUCCCCCAUCCCCCCCCACCUCAAAGUGUGUGUAGGCUUAUCACAUAAAGCGAUUGGCGUUUAGAAAGCAAAGGAAGUGCCCAAGAAGGAAACUCUGCCAUAAGUGAAUCGUGCUUUUUCUAUUGUAUGUUAUUGCCUGAAAUGAGUUCUUCUUCUAAGGAAUGCAAAGUGCCGAGCAUUUCAUGUUAUGUCUCAUCCCAGCCACCUGUAAGCUGUUACUGUCCAUUCAUAAACAGAGCUGAUGGAGAACAGCUGGAAUGGUAAUUGGUUUCAGUCUGUCUGAUGCUGAAAUAUGGCAAAUGCACCUUUUUUUUUUCUUUUUUUUUUCGUACUUGUUUCAAACCCAGCCUGCUCAAAAUUCCCAGUGUAGACGGGUUGUACCUGUGCAGCAGACACCCAUAACAUGCACCAGUAGUUCCUGCAGCUUUUAACAAGACGUAUUCUUCAGAUGGACUGGCUCUGUCUGCUUCCAUAUUACAAUCUGUUCCCCGUCACUGGUUGCUAUUAUUGAAUUCAGUAGGCAGGUUGAAGUUUACAUCCAAAUGCACUGAAAAGUACAGCGAGGGUUUAAAAUAUAAGGACCAUCUUCCUACUACUAAGUCCCCUCCUCUUUUUUUUUUUCUUGGUAUAAAAGAACUGAGAAACUGUAGUGGAGGUUAUUUUCAGCUUUCUCGAGGCAAAUCCAUCUGAUGGCUGAUAUCAAGUAGGGGGUUAUGGCUUCCUCCAGGGCAAAGGUUGGCCACUUCACUUUAUGACAAGAGCAAGUGUUCCUGGAGUCUGCUGCACUCAGUGUAAUGCCGUUUUUUAUGAAAAACACACAGUGGAGUGCACCUUGUUGGAUUUAGGGUCUGAUGGUGCCUUUUACUCAGCGGGGCAUUUCAGAGCAACCUGAGAGCUUGUGACAUCAUCUUGAGAGUUAGGAGAACAUGUGUCCUUAAGGAAGGCAAUAAAAAUGACAGAAAACCUGCUUAAUGAACACAAAAUCUCAGGCUUUGACUUAAUGGUGUUUCCAUGGCGUUAGGUCAUUUCAACCCUUCUCUCAUGUGUUGCCUGGAACUACAAUCCAUUUUAAAACUCUUAUGAAACCAGUGAGAAGAGCUGCGGAGCCCCUGAAGUCUUAAAAAGUAAUAUCUUAUGCACACAAAUUAUGAGAUAAUUAUCUUGUGCCCACUAGUUAUUAUGUUGUGUGCACAAGCUACCAUCUAACUUGUGCAAACAAUGUGUUAAUAUCUUGUUUGCAAUAUCUAAUUGACUCGCAUGAAAAUAAAAAACAUUUGCAUUCAGUAAAAAUAUUUUCAAAUUACAUAAAGUCAAAAACUGAUGAUGUAAUUAGUGUGUUCACUUUCCUGCUUGGAGAAGACAAUUUAAACUACUUCAAUGUCUGACACACAUACAUGAAGCUACAGGUAGCAGCUAUUUAGCUUAACUUAAAACAAACAAUUCAGGGCGAUGGCUAGCCUUGUUUAGUCACAUGAUGAUGAAAUCCACCAGCAGACACUUUAAAAGUUACUAAUAAAAUCUUUAAAGCUACAUCUUAAAAGUAUAACUUCACUUUGUGUGAGUCUUCUUUAGUUGCCUUAACACUAAUAAUUUAACAGACAAUAAAAAAAGUUGUUAGCUAUAAGGUAGCUAACAAGCUUAGGAAAGAGGCAUUCUAGCUUUGGUGUUUAUGCUAAGCUAAGCUAAUCAGCUGCUGGCUCUAGUUUUAUAGCCAUUCAGAUGAUAUAUUUGUGUUUCAGUCUUCUCUUCCAGUUCUAAGCAGGACAGGAAAUCAUUUGUGUUUUUACAUUACUCACCAGAAACAUUCAUGCAUUCAAAGGCCGACGUGACGCUCAGAGCUGCAAAGUAAUUAUAAGUUUGAAAUGAGCAAUGUAGGCAUCUGUAACGGGCUUUCUCUCGGGGGGGGGGGGGGGGCUUUUAACACGCUGUAAUGAACGAGCAUUAAGUUCAUGCUUGACCUCGGGAACAGAAGUGUAACACGUUCAUCUUAACGCUCCACUCUUGUAGAUCCACGUCCUGAUUUAUUUCACACAUUUGGUAAAGUUUCACAGACUCGUUGACAACACAGCAGACCGUUAAGAUUCUAAGAGUGGGCCUUACCUUCAAAAAGGGUAAUGAAUGUUUGGAGCAGUUUCUGCGAGUAUCCCCUUUGUGUAACUUUGUGUUUGAUAGCUGAGGAAUAAGACGGCUCCAGGAUUUGAUAUAAAUGUGUCAUCGCUCUUUUCAUUGUGCUUUUGCAGCUCAGUUAAUCUGGUACCUUGGUCGACUUAGGCGCCUCGACCUAAGCACACUAGUUGUUUUGAAUACGCAGAGUUUUUCUGUGUUGUUACUGUGAAACUGCACUUACGGAAACCAUGCCCUCACCUUGCCUUCUGGUCUUUGUAGUUGCCUACCAUUCUCUGCCAAACUUCCUUAUUGGGGUUGAAUUGAGACUGUCACACUUUAUAACAGGAUUGAAAGAUUGAAAUAAAGAUUGUCCUCUUUUUUU
Messenger RNA from Labrus bergylta (ballan wrasse), 4390 nucleotides. Its product is annotated as protein disulfide-isomerase TMX3. Gene Ontology annotation, biological process: peptidyl-cysteine oxidation. Lineage: Eukaryota; Metazoa; Chordata; Actinopteri; Labriformes; Labridae. The record is from RefSeq and is a predicted model, not a curated record. Gene Ontology annotation, molecular function: protein disulfide isomerase activity. Gene Ontology annotation, cellular component: cell surface; endoplasmic reticulum.